Nymphaea colorata (pocket water lily) is the source of this 2943-nucleotide messenger RNA. RefSeq lists its product as uncharacterized. Lineage: Eukaryota; Viridiplantae; Streptophyta; Magnoliopsida; Nymphaeales; Nymphaeaceae. Gene Ontology annotation, molecular function: RNA polymerase II cis-regulatory region sequence-specific DNA binding; DNA-binding transcription factor activity, RNA polymerase II-specific. The record is from RefSeq and is a predicted model, not a curated record. The transcript has 7 exons. The coding region runs from base 309 to 2792 and encodes 827 amino acids. Gene Ontology annotation, biological process: regulation of DNA-templated transcription. Gene Ontology annotation, cellular component: nucleus.
UCUCCGCUCUCACUCACUCUCUCUCCUCUCUCUAGGGUUCGGUUUCCUUCUUCUCCCGCCAUAACUUACCGCUCCAUUUUUGAGAGCUGGCGUUGUGGUUCUCUCUCUAUUCCUCUGUGGGGUUUCCGCUUCUUUUCGUAGUUUCUUCUUCUCGUUCUUCCCCUGCUGGCGUUCGGGAGGUGGGAUUCCAGAUGUAGGAGAUCUGAAUUCCUCGGGACUUCGUUAAUUGGUCUCGGUUCUCGAUUGGAAGAAAUUUAGCUGCCUUUCUAGGGUUCUUUGAGGUCGUGAACUUCAUCUGCGUCUCGGUGAUGGUGGAAGAAUGGUCGGGGGAAGCGGUGGCCGUGCCGAAGAAGGAGCUGGACUGUGCCGAGAGCCAGCUCCCCGUAGCUGUCUGCCUGUCGUCGGAUUCUGAUAGAUGCUCGAGCCCCGCGUCUGCGUGCCCGUCUCAUCGGAGGAGUGGACCAAUUCGGAGAGCAAAGGGCGGUUGGACACCAGAAGAGGAUGAGAUGUUGCACAAUGCAGUCAAAUUUUUCAAGGGAAAAAAUUGGAAAAAAAUAGCACAGUUUUUCACAGAUAGGACAGAAGUGCAAUGCCUUCAUCGAUGGCAAAAGGUUCUUAACCCUGAGUUAGUGAAGGGGCCAUGGACCAAGGAGGAAGAUGAUAUAAUAAUCAAACUGGUUGAAAAAUAUGGCCCAGCAAAGUGGGCUGUUAUAGCAAAAUCCUUGCCAGGCCGUAUAGGAAAGCAAUGUCGGGAGAGGUGGCAUAAUCACUUAAACCCUGCAAUCAAGAAGGAUGCCUGGACAAAGGAGGAAGAGUUAGUACUCAUUGAAGCCCAUAGAAUACAUGGAAACAAAUGGGCUGAAAUAGCAAAAGUGCUUCCUGGAAGGACUGACAACUCAAUAAAGAAUCAUUGGAACAGUUCCUUGAAGAAAAAGGCUGGUAUGUAUAUAGCUGGGCACUCGAUGUCAGCUAUAGCUUCAGAUAUACAUGAUGCAUCCAAGAAUGUAACUGGACUGGCUAAUGAGGAGCUAAACAUAAAGCCCAUGUCUAUUUCUAUUCUCAGUACACAAAAUGGGUCCAAGAAUAUAACAGAAUCACCAACUGAAGCAUUAGAUAUAAAACUUCUACCAGCUCUCAUGUCACCUAUGUACGAUGGAUCUGCAACAAGGUCAACUGGCGACAUUUUUACCAUAAAACCAAUAUCAGCCCUUGAGUUGGAUAGACACGGUGGAUCAAGCAACCUGGUCCUAACAGCCUUGGAAGAUUUGCAUAUAGAUCCUGUAUUUGCUUGUGUUUCAGCUGCAAAUGAUGAGGCUAAGGAUGUAGAGAAACCAUCCAGAGAAGAAAUGGUUGGGGAACUGAUUCCAAAUCUUGAUGCAAGGAUUAACCGUGGUUCUGAGAAUGCAUCAAUACUGUCCAAUGGAGAUCUGAAAAUAAGUUCAGAUCUAGAUACUUCCAGUAUAGAUCAAGCAGUAUCCAUCGUCACUCAACCUGCUGACCUAUCGGCAAAUGCAACUCAAUCAGACAGUGAAGGCAAGCAAUCUUCAAACACAGGGACUUGCUCUGAUGCAGUAUCCCCACCUGCUGGCCGGUCUGCAAAAUUAUCUGGGUCUGAGAGUAACGACAAGCACAAGUUGGAGUAUCCUGCAACAACAUUUUCUGGCUGGAUAUUGAAACAACUUGCAACACUUUUUCUUAGCAAAGAUAGCUUUUCAGGUGCUAUAGACAGAAAACAACAGCCCUGUUUAGAUGAUUCAGGGCCCCAAAAAACUAAAUUUGGUCUCUGUUACAGUAAAGCAAGCUCAAGAAACAAGUCAGGAAAGUACUCCACAGGAAGUGGCAUUGAUCAAGCUAACAAUAAUUCUGAAGUGACAAAUCUUGCCUCAGUUGUAGAUGAUGAAAUCAGUCAAUCCAUGGAAAUUUCUGAACCAGGCAAUCAUGUUGGGAUCCCUUCGUCAAGCUUGUCGUGUGUGGAAAAGAGUAAUAAUAAUCAAGCCAAUGACAUUAUGGAAGAAACACAUGACGCUACAGAAAAUUCAUCUUGCAGAAUUUCUGAAACAAUAUCUCUUGCUGAAAUCCCAUUGUCUAGUUUGCCAUGCCUAAGGGAUGGUGAAGCCAAUCAAGUGGACAGGAACAUCGAGUCCUUGAGUCGUGCCAACUUUCCAUGUACAUUUUCUUGCUACCAGUCUCCUGGUUCAGCAAGUAGGAAGGUGCCUGCAGAUUCCAGCCUCUUUGAUGCCACUGAAUUAACUCACCGACAGCAGAUGGCUGCUUCACCUGUUUAUGGGGUUACUGCUUCAGUUCUUAAACGCAAUGAUCUGGUCCUCCAAAGUCCAGAAUCUGUACUGAAGGAGGCAGCUAAAACCUUUACAAACACGCCCUCUAUUUUCAGAAAAAGACGGAGAGAAAAUUCUCCCAUGGACUUUAAAUGGGGCGAGAAGAUAUUUGGAAGCAAAAACGUGCAGGAGAGCCCACUGACUCCUAGUGAGGGGAGCCAAACCACGCUUGAUGCUCGUACUGCAAUAGCAACUGAUGAGAGUACAAGCUGUGCCCAAAAUAUAAAUGCAGAUGGUGAAGGCGACCUUUCUAUUAAAAGCCCUUUUAUCGUCUCCCCACCAUAUUUGUCGAGGAUAAAGCGUAGAGCGGUCACCAGGGAAGUGCGGAAGAAGUUGAUUUCAGGUGAAGAUAAUCGAAAUAGAAAUGCUAGAUUUCUUGCUUUUACAGGUAGUGGGACCUUGUUUGCUAACAGAUGGAAUUCAUGCAUAGAAGAUACACGCAAGGAAAUCAGAUGAUAUUUUUCAAGUAACAGUUGGAUAUCCGAACAUGAUGAUCUGAAACUGCUAGCCUUCUUAAUUCAUGAAUACUGCCUGGUGUAGCUAUAACACCAUUCCUUUUGAGCUACCUGGGAACCACAGUGAAUGAAUCAUCUUUUCCAUUUGUAUA